Colletotrichum karsti is the source of this 633-nucleotide messenger RNA. RefSeq lists its product as uncharacterized. The transcript has a single exon. NCBI's taxonomy places the organism in Eukaryota, Fungi, Ascomycota, Sordariomycetes, Glomerellales, Glomerellaceae. The coding region runs from base 1 to 633 and encodes 210 amino acids. The record is from RefSeq and is a predicted model, not a curated record.
AUGUCUCCCAAGCUCCUCCUCGCCCUGACCAGCAUGAUCUCUCUCGCCGCGUCCCUCCCCCACGCGGCCCGCGAGUGCUCCCAAACCUCCGUCCCGCCCGCCGCGACGACCGCGACCCCGGGCAUCGCCGCCCACCCCCAACACUUCAACAUCUACCAGUCCGCCUCGCAGCCCAACCACCCGACGGACAACGUCCCGCAUCUCGACCUCCACACCAACAUCACCCGCCAGGUCGUCGUCUUCACCGGCAUCCCGCCGACGGCCAAGUCGUGCGCGCUCGGCUGGCGCCAGGGCCCGCUCGAGACCCGCGUCUUCCGCGUCGACGGCAACGGCCUCGUCUCCUCGCGCCAGCUCAAGGCCGAGGGCUUCCCGACAUGGACGACCGGCAGCGACGUGCUGAUCAACCCGACGACGAUCGCGCCCUUCCAGGGCGGUAGCGAGUUCACCCCGGGCAUGGACUUUACGUUCUGGGACCAGCCCGACUUCUCUGCCCCUGCGACGCACAGCGGCCCGAGUGUCAAGUGCCAGGAGAGGAUUGUCGUUGAGCUGGCGGUCAACUUCAACAACGGGCAGGAUGGACGCGUGUUUAUGGAGGAUGACGCCGAGAAUGGACUCUACGUUUCUUACUCUUAG